CAGUACGAACGCCGAAGGCGGCGGACGGGGUCCUGACAUGGACAAGCUGAAGAAGGUGCUGAGCGGCCAGGACACCGAGGACCGCAGCGGUCUGUCCGAGGUUGUGGAGGCGUCAUCGCUAAGCUGGAGCACUAGAAUAAAAGGCUUCAUUGCAUGCUUUGCUCUAGGAAUCCUGUGCUCACUGCUGGGUACUCUUCUGCUGUGGGUGCCCAGGAAGGGACUCGGCCUCUUUGCAGUGUUUUACACUCUGGGUAACAUCACAUCAAUCGGGAGUACCAUCUUCCUCAUGGGGCCAGUGAAGCAGCUGAAGCGGAUGUUUGAGCCUACGCGUCUCAUCGCCACAAUCCUGGUGCUGUUGUGUUUUGCACUUACCCUGUGCUCUGCCUUUCUGUGGAAUAAGGGACUUGCACUCAUCUUCUGUAUUUUGCAGUCUUUGGCCUUGACAUGGUAUAGCCUUUCCUACAUCCCAUAUGCAAGGGAUGCUGUGAAGAAGUGCUUUGCUGUGUGUCUUACAUAACGCACUGCCAGUGUGCAGGGAGGACUGGAUGGAAGCUGGUGGACAGUUCUGUAAAUGCCCUCUGAACCUCUCUCUCACAGACACGUGCCUUUACUAGCAGCAGUGUGUUGCUUACAAUUUGAACAUUUUUGAGGGUUGCCUGUGGGAGCAGUCAUGAGUCCUAAACCCUAGUGUCUGUAACACACAAUGUGAGGUUCUGUGGCUUGUGUAGACAACUCUUCUUGUGACUGUUAUCCUCUGGGAGGUACUCCACCGAGUUCUCACAGGACAGUCUUUGUCUAAUAGCAGCAGAUAAACCUCAGGAGCCACUGAUUCCCAGGCGGCGGCAGGGAGGUCUAGCAGGGUCUCCAAGAAAACCAUUGCCACAGCUCCACACAGCGUCUUCCCUGAUGUUUGAGAACAAGUGAUUCUGCCUGUCCUAAGACCCCUGGAAGCCUGCCCUGGAUAUGUUGUUCCUUUUUCUAGAUGGCACCUUCUUGCUGUUCUGAAUUCAGCUUACUAUGGAAUGUAUUUUUAGUGUUCAAUGUGGAUUCUUUCUCUUGCCCUCACCUCCUAUGUCUUGUCUUGUGACCUUGUGACACUGGUUAAUUGAGAGUGAAGUAGUGACCUAAAAUGCUAUUUCCUUUUGGACAUGAGCCAUUAGAAAGUGAAAAAUCUUCAUGUUCUUUGCUUUGUUUAUUUGCUUUCAUUAUUUAUAAAUAUUUACUUUCUGUUCUUUGCUGGAGUUGGGAUAAGGGAAGUUCAUGGAAGACAGAUCCCUCGUGGGCCAGCAAGAAGUAGGCACGCCUGCCAAGCAACCUAAAUGGUCCAGCAUUGACACUCAGCCCACACUGGACAUUGGUGGUCAGCCUGUGGGUGGUCAUGCUGCAGCCUAGUGCCUAACCACACACAGAGCGUUCUUGUGUUGGGGAUCUCGUCUGGUCCUCAUGAGAGCCAUGUGAGUUGUCUCACUGCAGUCAAGGACCAGGGCUCAGGUUGGUCUCUGUAUCCCCUGGAGCUCCAGCUGUGGCCUGAUGCUCAGUCUUCGUUAUGACGCCGACUCUCCUGGCAUGGCUCUGCUCAGAGCCUGUGUCACCUCUCAUAACUUCCUUUUGUCCUCCUGGCCUUUUCUGAUUUCAGCAUCACUUGUGCUGCCUUCUACCUGUUCCCCCAUUUUGCUUUUUGGCAGCUUACCUGCAUCUGGGUGGCCACCAUCCCAGUGUGUCCCUGGCAUCAUCAAUGCCCUGCCUUGACAGCUUGAGGUCCUGGCAGUCUAGGUUUGCCCUUUGCCCUUUGCUCUUUGCUCAGGGCCAGCUGUUCCACCCUGACCUCUGUUUUGUCACCGCCAGACCACAGGAGGUGAGCACUCGUCUCUGCGGUUGUGGCCAGUGCUGAACUGUGGCUAAUGACUGUCUUUUCUUCUGAGAUGAAGAAGCGUGGAUAGGCUGAUCAGCAGUGGGGCAGAGGGUAGCUCAGUCUUUCAGGAUUCCAGCCGUGCUGUUGAAGGCAUCUACAACCUGUCUUCAGUCAGGAAGCAAAAUUAUAUGCUACCCUCUGGCUCUGUGAGGCACAUGUCCUGGGAGCCUUGGGAAUCAGUUUGGGUCUCAGAAGGCCUCAGGUGUGAGAAGGGCCGUUGGGGAGUUUAGGGGUACCCAUGGUUCAUAGAUGACAUGAGGGUAGGGUCAUUGCUGCAAGUUCCAACCACUCUGUGGUCAUGUACCUAAAAGGCUGACCUCUCCACGCCCUUGUCGGUGACAGGGCUUGAGCCGAGGUAUCUUUUAAAGAUGUUAGCAAGACUGAAUAGCAUAGCAGUGUAAACGUGGGCAUAGAAAAUCAGCAGAUUCACGUGUGAGCUGUGGUCCAGUCACAUGCUGGUUGAGUCCUUGGAAAUUACCUAAUGGUUUCUCAGUUUCACUGUUUCCAAAUAGUGGGCUGACAAGUCCUGCUGGCUCACUGGAGGAUGUCAGUGAAAGACGAAAGUGCUUGGUGGACGCACAGCAAGCCGAGUCUCCAUGAACUGAUGAGUGCUGACGGUGACAGGAUGGGCGCGUACCCAUCAAUUUGUCUAGCAUAUUUAAUUCUGUGUGCAUCACUGUAGCCUGUCGUGCAUUGCCUCACUGAAUGCUCGCAGUGACUCAGGCAACAGAUAACUGCCUUCAUCAUCAUAAAGUAGUAGUGGCCUCAGAAACUCUGACCAGCAGGGGCAUCAGUGAAGAGGUUCUAGGUUGAGAUCAAGUCUGAAUAAAAGGUUCUGGCCUAAUUCCUACAGCCUGUGGCCAGUUUGCCUCAACAGCUUGAAUCUGGACACAUUUAAGCAGCUUUUGGAUGACUGUCUUCUAGAAUCUUCUAGACUCCCAAAUUUUUUUCUUCAGUUGCCUUAUCCCUUGGUUGUUUCUGACCCUGCUUUUGUUGGACUAUGGAAGGAAGAAAGCCACUUCAAAUCUGUUAAAGUCUCCUACCAAGCCAGCAGCAUUGAUUAAAAGCAGCUUAGUGAGUGAGGCUGAAGUGGAGAAUUAGCCUCUGACUAUGGCUGUUGGCAUUUUCUGUUUCUUCUCCCCACCCUUCAUUCUUCCUAUUCACUGCCCAGUAAGCAGGGCAUCAUUGUACUGCCAAGUGAUGGAAACGGUUGAGUGACCACUGUAGAGGUAAUGUGGUCCUCAGUCAGGCUGUGGGGGACAUCAGGCCUGAUGCUGCCUUCCCUGAGGUGCAGUCUGUGGAGUGCUGCACUGAGAACAGCAUUAUGCCUUCUGGACCAGGAGAGUAGCUUUGGGUCGCCUUGGCUGGUCCUCUCUCUACUCCAUGCUGAUUGUUAGGAUGCUGUGCGGUUGGGUGCCUGCUCACUGAAUUCUGUCUCUCUCACUGUCCUUUUUUACAGGCCAAGCUCUAAGGGAGCUUUUGUCUCUCCUGCUCUGUAUGGCUGCUGCUCAGACGCCAGCUCUAGGCAUCUUGUCUUGGGGAAGGGUGAGAUACAUUCCCAGCCUGGCAUUUUCACCAUGGAGAUGGUCUCAGUGCUUGGGUGUCUGUUACUCUCAUGGUGACUUGGUGGAUUAUGUCUUAAUUGCCACCUCCCAGCCACAUAGUCACUUGUAGGCUGAGAGAACAAGAAAUGAAAUCACAAACUACAUUCCACAUAAAAUUACUUUUUAAUACACUCAUUAGAAUAAAUAAUUAACAGCAGGGCAGUAUCUGAAACAGAUGUGAAGGGCCAGGCUGGUUUGGCUUUUGUUGUUGGUGUCCCUGUGAGUGACAGGUUUUGCCACGUACGGGAGGAGACUUGGUGGAAUGAAUUGGUCAGUCGAGGUGCACUCAUGACUGUGGAUUUCCUUUCCUGUGUGCCCUCUGCCUGCUCUUCUGACUUUACUCUUCCUCUGGUCCCUUAUCAGUAGAGUCAUUUACAUACCCUUUGAAUUUACAACCUAAAACUUAUUUUUAGUUAAUUAAAAAAAAAUCAGUGUUUAAAGCAGUAUAAAGAUGCCUGCUAGACUGUGGCAGUUUUGUUUUUAAUGUUCAAGUUAUUUUUUUUAUAAGUUUAAUAAUGUGCUAUAGCUUACAGAUAGCAUCCUAUUAAAAGUGAAUGAACCUUAGCUGAAAUUCAUUGCAAAUUCACAUUUUUCCGCCUAGAAGUCUAAAUUGCUUAGAAAGUUUUCUUAAAAGGAUUGCUUCAGGGGUGAUCUUAAAGUACCUGCCAAUUCAUUUUUUGCUUUGAGAUCUUGGUGUGUUUUAGGCUAGUGAAGGGGGAACACAGUGGAGUUUGUUUAAUCCCAGUUUACUCAGGAUGGAGUAUUCUCUUUGAGUAUUUCCAGCCCUGCUGUGACAUAUGGGAGACACUUGAAAUUAGCUGGUAGCCUUCAUUCAUAUAAGCUGACAACAUAAAGUCAGAUCCCUUCUAGCAGAGCUGGUGACUGACAAGGUAGACUUGGGUAUGUACAGAAUGACUUUCUGUAAACUGGCUGGUCUGAAACCAGAGAAAAAGUAGGCCUAGUGUUUAGGAAUUCUGUUGAAGAUGAGAGGUCAGCCCAUGGCUUCAUAACAAAUACUGACAUAUGCUCUGUACUCAGAAUAAUGCCAUUGCAUGUAUAGAGUGCUUGCCUAGCAUGCAUGGGGUCCAGGGUUCAAUCCCUGGAAAUGCAUACACUGGCCAUGGUGGUGCAUGACUAUUAUCCCAGCACUUGGGGAGAUAGAGGCAGGAGGAUCUAGAGUAGACCCUAUCUUAAAACAAAACAAAAGAAAACAAAAUCAAAUCUAGUGUUUGGACCAAUGCACAUGGCUCUGUCUAUUAAAUGUUCAAAAAGAAAGGUUUUUUUUCCUGUCUUUUUCAUUGUGUUUGCUUAACUUGAAUACAGCAAAAUUUAAAAAAAAAAAAUAGCUCCAUGAACUCCGGCCUUGUAAUUCUGAUUGUGAAGUUGCUAGUGAGGGCGUGCAGAGUCAGUGAUGAAGGCACUGGCAUCCUUGUGUAUAGGCGCCCUGGGCACUGGGGCAACCAAAUCCAAAUGCCUGCAGUGGAUUUGUAUGCCUUCAGAACAUUGUACCUGUUCUAAUACAGUGAGCUUUUAAAACAUUUUGUCUUAAAAAAAAAGUUUUUAUAACUGCAUAGGUGUAGUUGAUUUUCAAUGAUACUGAUUGUAUAACUGAAUUUUUAUAUACAAAAAUAUAUUCUUGAGUACUGCCUUUUCUGUCUUGAGGAUUUGGUUCAUAUGUUUUCUUUUUACUCACUUCAGAGAGAAAGAGUGUUGCUGGAGAGAGUUACCUCUCCCUUUCACAGCUAUUUUCUCCCUUUUCUUUUCUCCAAUAAAUGGUAGCAUCAUAAUCCUUAA
Molecule: messenger RNA, 5310 nt
Organism: Grammomys surdaster
Lineage: Eukaryota; Metazoa; Chordata; Mammalia; Rodentia; Muridae
Gene: Sft2d2
Product: SFT2 domain containing 2
Exons: 8
Coding region: 38-517 (159 amino acids)
Biological process (GO): vesicle-mediated transport
Cellular component (GO): membrane
Source: RefSeq, a predicted model, not a curated record